Molecule: messenger RNA, 1157 nt
Organism: Onychostoma macrolepis
Lineage: Eukaryota; Metazoa; Chordata; Actinopteri; Cypriniformes; Cyprinidae
Product: yjeF N-terminal domain-containing 3-like
Exons: 6
Coding region: 73-789 (238 amino acids)
Cellular component (GO): mitochondrion
Molecular function (GO): NAD(P)HX epimerase activity
Source: RefSeq, a predicted model, not a curated record
AGCAGCUGCUUCUUCAGCUCGAGACACAGAGUCAGUAACACACUGUUCAUCUCUGCCUCCAGACCAGAGAAGAUGACCAGCACGAGUCAGGAGCUCAGAUAUCUCAGUAAAGAGGAGGCGGUUGCCAUGGAGACGGAGUUGCUAAGGGAUUAUGGUUUCCGACGGCAACAGCUGACGGAGAUGCUGGGACACGCGUGUGCGGCCGCCAUCGCAAAGGUGUUCCCGCUGGCGUCUCUGCAGAAGCGGCAGCCGACGGUUCUGGUGGCCUGCGGUCCGGAUCAGAACGGCUGCGUGGGUCUGGCCUGCGCUCGUCAUCUGCGUGUGUUUGAAUACAUCCCCACCGUCUUCAUCCCCAAACGCUCCUCAGACGCUCUUCAUCAGGACCUGACGCUUCAGUGUGAGCGGAUGGACCUGCCGUUCCUGUCCUACCUGCCCACUGAGGUGCAGCUGAUCAAUGACGCGUAUAACCUGGUCGUGGACGCGGUUCUGGGUCCAGAAACUGAUCUGGCGUCAGUCGGAGAGCCGUUCACCGGAGUCUUGCAGACGCUGCGAGGACUCAAAGUGCCCAUCGUCAGCCUGGACGUCCCGUCAGGCUGGGACGCAGACGAGUCCAGCUCAGACCGGAUCAGUCCUGCGCUUCUGGUUUCUCUGAUGACGCCGAAGCGAUGCACCCUGAGCUUCUCGGGAUCGCACUUCCUGGCCGGACGCUUCCUGCCCUUUGACCUUCAGAGGAAGUACGAGCUGAACCUGCCCAAGUUCCCCGGGACGGACGAUGUGGUCCAGCUGUGAUCCAGUGUUUAUCCGUGUCUUAGUUUAAUUCAACAGAAGACGGGAAUCAUGUGAACGUUUGAUCAAUGCUCUUCCAAAAUACAAAUGGUUAUCAUUUACUCUCUCCACUUGUUCCAAAUCUGUACGAGUUUCUUUCUUCUGUUAAACACAAAGAUAUUGUGAAAAAUGUUGGUAUUCAAAUAGUUGAUGAGCAGCAUUGACUUCCACAGUAUUUUCUCCCUACUAGCCAAGUCACUUUUAUUUAUAUAGCGCUUUAUACAAUUCUGAUUGUGUCCAAGCAGCUUUACUGACAAACUAUUGCUGACUCUGUAACGAGAGAACGACGACGAGUCAAAAAAAAAAAAAAAAAAAAAAAGUAACCCAAUAUU